AAGUGAGCAGCCAGCACAAGUGAACCACAAACGAAAGCGAUAGCUAGUUUUUUUUUGUUGUUGGUUAAAAAGAGUAAAGUGAAAACUGCGUUUCUUAUACAAUUAUAUAUCAAGUACAAUCAUGAAGUUCCAAUAUAAAGAGGAGCAUGCAUUUGAGAAGCGUCGCGCCGAAGGGGACAAGAUCCGCCGUAAAUAUCCGGACCGUGUGCCCGUGAUUGUUGAGAAGGCACCAAAGGCGCGCAUUGGCGAUUUGGACAAAAAGAAGUAUCUGGUGCCAUCUGAUUUGACCGUCGGCCAGUUUUACUUCCUCAUACGCAAACGCAUCCACCUGCGUCCCGAGGAUGCACUCUUCUUCUUCGUCAACAAUGUCAUUCCUCCAACAUCUGCAACAAUGGGCUCAUUGUACCAGGAGCAUCACGAGGAGGAUUACUUCCUGUACAUAGCCUACUCCGAUGAGAAUGUCUAUGGCAUGGACAAAUAAAUACCGACUGCAUCUCUCCAAAGCGGCAGGCGUUUUGAACCCAUGCAACAACCUAUACAGAAAAUUAUAUAUAUAAACAUAUAUUUUACGUUUAGCAUGCAAUUGAAAAAAAUGCGAAAAAAAAAAACACAAAAAAAAGAUAGCUAAACAAAUUGUGCAGGUCUAAGGCGGUAAAAUAUUGAAAGAAAAAAAAAACAAAAACAAAACAAAACAAACAAAAACAACUUAAAAAGAUCUUAAAAAAUGAAAACAAAAAAAAAAGAAUUGUAAGACAAAAACAAAUGUUAUGUGAAAAUUAUUUUAUAUAAAACAUUUUCUAUACGCGCUAGUAUUUCAAAUUACCUAUGCUUUAACAAUUUUCACUUGGCACCGUUUUGUUCAGUUUAACUUCCUGCUUUACUUGUGUACCGUGCAAUCUAUAUCAUUUUGUAAGGUACUUUACCUUAUUUCCCGAUUCUUUUUCUUUCUUUUGUGUAAUAAUAAUACAACAAAAUUUUGUGCAUAUUUAGUGUGUAUGGUUACAAAUAGGACUCUCUUGGUUAAGCGUACAGUAAUUAAUCUACUAUUAAUUAAAUAAAUAAAAAAAAAAAAA
Molecule: messenger RNA, 1073 nt
Organism: Drosophila montana
Lineage: Eukaryota; Metazoa; Arthropoda; Insecta; Diptera; Drosophilidae
Gene: Atg8a
Product: Autophagy-related 8a
Exons: 3
Coding region: 122-481 (119 amino acids)
Biological process (GO): autophagy of mitochondrion; autophagosome assembly; cellular response to nitrogen starvation
Cellular component (GO): cytosol; autophagosome; autophagosome membrane
Molecular function (GO): GABA receptor binding; ubiquitin protein ligase binding
Source: RefSeq, a predicted model, not a curated record